UCAGCUACAUGUGUAAAACCCCUGAAAGACCCGUCUCUGGCUGAAGAGAAUCAUGUCAGUGAAUUAAACAAACCAGGUAUAUUUGUGAUGCAAGAGCUGAGUGAUGGAAGACAUCUCUUUGACACAACAGAUGCUCCAGACGAAAGAACAGAAAAUACAACUUCUGAAUCUAACAGACAAAUUGAAAUGAAUUCAGAUGUGAUGGUUGAUAUUCAAGAGAAAACUACAAUGACAAUAGACACCAUUGAUUCUGGUGAUUCAAGUAUGUUCCGGCCAUAUCGAUGUGUGCAUGAAGGAUGUGUGGCUGCCUUUUCAAUCCAACACAAUCUUAUCCUCCAUUAUAGGGCUAUGCAUCAGUCAGAACGUGAUGAAAAGAACAGUGCUAAAGAAACUGAUGGAGUUGUCCAAGUGCAGGAAUACAGAUGCCAAGUCAAACAAUGUUCAAAAGUAGUGUCGAAAGUUACCAGUUUGUUGAAACACUAUCUUUUGCUCCACAGAUGCACAUUAGAAAAGGCAAGUGCAUUGUUAUCCGGUAUUGAGGUAGGCACUUUUCAGUGUGACCAGUCAAAAUGUUCUGCUCACUUUACGUGUCAUUUGAAAUACAUUGAUCAUAUCAAAAAUGAUCACAAAGCAAUAAAGGUUUCAGCAGAUGGGGAUUUUGAAAGUGUGGACCUCACAUUCAGGUGUCAAUUUGAAGGUUGUGAUAGGGUCUAUACAACCAAGUCAAACCUUCUUCGACAUCUUAUGAAGAAACAUGAUGCUACUUUUGAAACUAUGAAACAGAAACAAAAAAGUGGAAUUGGGAAUGAUGUUCAAGCAAAAAAGUUAAGUGCAAGUUCUAACAAUGGAAAAGAGAACAUUGCAAAUAACAAUACAAAAAUGAAAAAGAAGAAUUCAAAAAAGAGAGAGGACAAGGCCAAAAACCUUUUAAUGACCUUAGAAAAGCCUGCUCUUAAAUCCAUCGAUGAUGUAUCUGCCAUGUGCAAUCAAAGACUUCCUCUACAAUACCCAUGUAUGAUUGAGAGUUGUGAUUCAAUAAUGAGUGAUGAGCAGAGUAUAUUGAAACAUUACACCACUCAUGGCCUCACGGAACAGUACAUUGAGGAUCAAAGAAGCCAGUUCAUAUUUUGCAUGAAAAGCAGUGCGAUGCCCAGAGCAGAUAGUACCUCAAAGAAUAUUGAGGUGGAGCAAACGGUUUUUGAUGAACAUCACACAGAAAAUGGGAACGUCAGUCCUCAAGAUGUAGGCCCAGAUCCUGUAGCUGAGGUUCUACGUAAUGAAAGUUUCACUGCCACAACCAUACCUGUGGUCAAACGGAAAAGAGGUCGUCCACGAAAGUCAGAAUGUAGAAACAAAAUGUGUGUAGAAAGAAAGAAAAGUCUUCGUAACUGCCCCGGGGAGCAUGUUAAAUGUAUGCUGAAAGUCUCAGGAUCCAUAUUGAACUCAUCUAGCUGUCAAGGGAACCAAGUAGAGAAAGACGUUGCACUAAAACUAUAUAAGCCUUCAGAGUUUGAGACAUCUGUCCUAAAGUUCAGUGAAGACACUCCAGUGUCCAAUCCAUCAAAACGACAGAGAACACUUCAACCAAUCAUUCAAGAGAGAGAUCAAGUCCAAUGUCUUGUUAAUUUCAGAAAUCCACUAAAGAUUGAGAAUGUGAAGAAUGUUAAAAUUGUUAUGUAUGAGAACCUAUCCAGUUGUUCUGAACUUUUGCUGAAGCAACUUCAAGAUAUGCAGCCCAUGGUCAUCCUGGAUAAGGGGCUGCACAGUUGAUGGUUAGAUUAGAGACAAAAUCAAGGCCUUGCUCUCAGGACCACAUACUGUGUCACAUGCUGCUGGCAGGUACAUCUGGUUACACUCCCUUGCAUUUAUAGUAGUUCCAACACCUUGUUUGUUAAUGGAUUUUGAUUAGUGCUUUAGAAGAAAAACAACUUUUGUACAAUAUUUAACAUUUUGAUGUACCAUUAUGUUUGUGUUAAAAAAAACAUUUUGUAUUCCUGAAAUUCUCGGAUGAAUAUUAGAUGAAAACAUUUUAAAAAAUGUACAAUUUUGUGUAGGAUGAAAAAAGUUAUGAUAUAUCCCUGUGGGAUUUGUAUUCUUUGUUUUUUGUUUUUGUUGUUGUUGUUGUUGUUUUUUAAAGUAUUUAUUUUUAACUUAACAGUAGUGUCAAUGUACUUGUCUUCCACCUAACAUUCAAUUUAAGUAAACUGAAUGCUCAGUGUAAAUUGUGGCAUCCACAUGACUGCUUGGGGUCGGAUUGUGGUGUUUGCAAUUCUGAGGUUUUCUCCAGAAAUCAAGAAUGAGGUGAAAUGUUUCAGUAUGAACAUUCAAUAUAGCACAGAAUUGAAGGACAGAGUACAAAUAAAGGAUGGAAAAAAUAAAAAUGUUAAAAGAAUCUACAAGUGGAAA
Pimephales promelas (fathead minnow) is the source of this 2406-nucleotide messenger RNA. Lineage: Eukaryota; Metazoa; Chordata; Actinopteri; Cypriniformes; Leuciscidae. The record is from RefSeq and is a predicted model, not a curated record.